AUUUUAACCACUGUAUCAGCAAUGCUCACAUUAUGGUGUUGGACAGUGUUGCUGUAUUUUUUCACGCCUGUCUACUCAGCCGCAACGACCAAUGACAAAGAAUGCACGGUUCACUCUGAUGAUGGAAGAUAUUAUGAUCUCAGUCCAUUGAGCGCAAGCAAGGACUACGAAUUCAAAACUGACCAAGGGCACAAAAUUGUCAUGAACGUAUGCAAGGCGAUCUCCUACGAAAGCUGGGGCUCAGAUAUUCCCAAUACUUCCAAGGUGGGCGGAAUCAUCGAGAAAGAACGCGGCAGCUUUUCGAUUGGUGAAAAGAACACUACACUUGUGUUGUCCUCUGGCGCAAACCCGAAGAUUGUUAUGGAAAACGGUUCUCGCUGCAAAUCCGAAAACGGCCAGUCCAAGAAUGAUAGGGCAGGAACUAUAGUCGAAUUUAUCUGCGAUACAUCAGUGUAUGGCUCUGGGACCCCGCGACUCACUGCCCAAUGGCCUCCUCAUAACGAUGAAUUGGCUUGCGUGUUCUUCGUUGAAUGGAGAACGCAUUAUGCUUGUCCAACUGGUGAAAGUGGUGGUCCUUGGGGAUUCUUUGCGGUUUUUGCAAUCUUGGUGACGCUCCUCGUAAUGCUAUACAUAGUCUUUGGAACUCUUUACAACCGUUACGUUCUUCAACUACGUGGAUUUGACCAGAUACCGCAGUUCUCCAUUGAGGCCAUGAAGUAUCAUGGCCGAGAAGCUUUAGGCUGGUUCCGUGAUAUAAUGGGGCAACUAUAUGAAGGAGGCCAAGGAAGUGGAUGGGGAAGCAAUGUACCACGCACCUGGGGCGGGCGUACAAACCCUAACACCGGAUUUGGUGUCGGCAGUCAACUUCCUCCUGGUCGAGCUAACCCUCGCGCCAACACUCGAAGCGGUGCAACGACGAAUUCUUUCAGUCACCAAGCUCAAGUUGACAUUGGUGGUGGUGGAGAGUCAACUAAUGUCGUUGAUGUACCUGGCGGGGGAGUGGGUGGUUUCAUGAGGCCAAACUCGGGCACGAAUACGACAAACAAGCAAAAUCAAACAAAAUCUACUCAGCCACCCGCACCCCUACCAAUAUCACCCGCACCUGUGAUGGUGAAGAAAUACGAGCCAGGUUCUUCUACAGCAGAAGAAAGAACGUUCAUGUUAGGUGAUGAUGAAGAAGAAGAAGACGUGAUUGCUACUCCGAUGACCGCAGCGGCUCCUCCCGCUCAUCCUUCAGAAGACAAUACUAAUCCUCCAGCUGCGUCAGAAUCUGCAGCUCAACCUCGUGGGCGAGAUUUAGGCGAAGAGGGUACUAUUCGGCUAUAGCUUUCUAUACCUUUUGUAUUUCUUACUAUUUACUGAACCCGGUGAAGAGGCAAAGCAGUGU
This is a messenger RNA of Lentinula edodes (shiitake mushroom), 1387 nucleotides long. RefSeq names its product mannose-6-phosphate receptor binding domain-containing protein. The transcript has 6 exons. The coding region runs from base 22 to 1326 and encodes 434 amino acids. Gene Ontology annotation, biological process: vacuolar transport. Lineage: Eukaryota; Fungi; Basidiomycota; Agaricomycetes; Agaricales; Omphalotaceae. The record is from RefSeq and is a predicted model, not a curated record.